This is a messenger RNA of Symbiodinium sp. CCMP2456, 1200 nucleotides long. NCBI's taxonomy places the organism in Eukaryota, Dinophyceae, Suessiales, Symbiodiniaceae. The record is from the annotation of a GenBank genome assembly.
AUGUUGCGACAAGAGCUUAGAGCUGAGCCCGGGAUUAUGGAGGAGGCCUCGGAUGCUUCAGUGGGAAUUGGGUGUCUCCGGGCUGUUUGUUGCUUCGGCUUCGGAGUGGCGGCGACCUCGCUUCUUCCGUCAAUCAAGCCCUGGGAUGGCCAAAGCAUGAUCGCGGAUCUCCACUUCUUCACCGCUGAAUCCGGGACAACUUUAGCCCCAGUCACAGCAAGAAGUGGGCCGUCGGACGUCGCAUUGCCCGAUUCUUCAACUGUGACAACUACGACCGCGACGUCGGGCCCCAUCUGCAGCUCCAUUCACUGCGGCUCCUGGUUCAGGAUGCCUCGGGGUCCUGCGGUGCCCAAAGAGCCGCCUUUCUACUGGAACAAGCACAUCGUGCUCAUCGGCGACUCCCGAAUGCGCUAUCAGUAUGCGUCCCUGGCGUACUUCUUCACCUACGAUGCCUUUCCCACCGGCACAAACAUGGCCUUCCUGGCCAGCGUGGAGCAAGCUCAAAAGGGCUACAACCAGUGGUUCAACCGGACCAGCCGCGUCUUGCGGCACGACAUGUGCAACUGCUUCCGCACCAAACCCUGGAGACCGACUCUUGCGGUGGAGCAUCACUACUACCGAAACCCGGAGAAGAUGCUCGCCAUCACCUACUUGCAAAGGUUUGGCACGAACAUCAUGCAGGGACACUGGAAGGCGGAGGGCACCAGCGUUGACCAGUGCAACUGCCUCUGUGGGCCGAAUGAGUGCAACAUCCUUCAGAUACCCUCCAGAUGGAAUGUGACCACCAUAACAGAGCUCGCGAGCCUUGUCGUCGGCCUCCAACCCGACUUUGUGAUCUUUCAUCCGGGCUGGGAGGAGAUCGCCAGCUGGCGUCAAGAAGAUGUGGUCCAGCUCUUUACUGAGAUUCAAGAAGCGAGACCUAGUGCCCAGAUGUACUUCAAGACCCGAUUGCUUACUUCCCGGGAGAAUCCCCAGACUUUCCUCGCCACCGUCAACAGCCUUUAUGCCGACAUGUACCAGAAACACCGCUUCGCGGAGCGCGGCUGGCACAUGUAUGAUGUCUCCAAUCUCACGGCGAACUGGAAGGUCAAAGACAUGAACUGUUCGUUCAUGUGGGACAACUUUCACUACGACCUUCCCUCGAACAACGCCUUUAACAAGCUCUUGCUGCGGGCCCUCUUCGGUGUAGACGUGCAAUGA